AUGGUGCCAAGCCUCUCGGCGCUGGCGCUCGGCGUAUCGGCGUGGAGUUACUGCGUGUUGGCGCAAGUGUUUUCCUCCAACUUGAGCGCGGUGGACACCGGGGCGCAGCCCAGCUUCAUCCAGCGGCGCCUGCGGAGUCAGGAGCGCCGCGAGCUGCAGCGGGAGAUCCUCUCCAUCCUGGGGCUGCACCAGCGCCCGCGGCCGCACCUCGGCACCAAGCACAACGCCGCCCCGGUCUUCAUGCUGGAUUUGUACAACGCCGUCUCCGCGGACCCGGAGCCCCCGGGCUAUUCCUACUACCAGCCGGAUCUCCUUCGCUGGAGGGAGUUUCGCUUCGACCUAUCCCGUAUUCCAGAGGGAGAGGCAGUCACGGCGGCAGAGUUUCGAAUUUAUAAGGAGUACGUCCGGGAACGCUUUGAGAACGAGACAUUUAGAGUCAGUGUCUACCAGGUCCUGCAGGAGCCCUCAAACAGAGAAGCUGACUUUUUCUUGCUGGACCAGCGAGUGGUGUGGGCUGCUGAGGAGGGCUGGCUGGUCUUUGACCUGACUGUCACAAGCAACCAUUGGCUGGUCAACCCUGACCAGAACCUAGGCCUGCAUCUUCUCCUGGAGGACAGUGAUGGUGAGAGGGUGAAUCCCAGGUUAGUGGGAAUGGUGGGGAGUAAUGGUCCCCAGGACAAGCAGCCCUUCAUGGUUGCCUUUUUCAAGGCUACCGAAGUGCGCUUCCGCAAUGUUCGCUCUGCCUACGGCCACAAGGCGCGGCACUCGAACCGUUCCAAACCACAGAAGUCUGCCCAAGACGCACUUAAGGCAGCGGAGACUGCAACAGAUAACCUCAGCAACGCCAAACAAGGCUGUAAAAAACAUGAGCUCUAUGUCAGUUUCAGAGAUUUGGGAUGGCAGGACUGGAUCAUAGCACCUGAAGGCUACGCGGCAUACUAUUGCGAGGGAGAGUGCGCCUUUCCUCUCAACUCCUACAUGAAUGCAACCAAUCAUGCUAUUGUGCAAACUCUGGUGCACUUUAUCAAUCCAGAGACAGUGCCUAAGCCUUGCUGUGCCCCUACACAGCUCCAUGGCAUUUCGGUGCUCUACUUCGAUGACAACUCCAACGUCAUUCUCAAGAAGUACCGUAACAUGGUUGUGAAGGCCUGUGGCUGCCACUGA
Lampris incognitus (smalleye Pacific opah) is the source of this 1164-nucleotide messenger RNA. Its product is annotated as bone morphogenetic protein 7-like. NCBI's taxonomy places the organism in Eukaryota, Metazoa, Chordata, Actinopteri, Lampriformes, Lampridae. The transcript is spliced from 7 exons. Gene Ontology annotation, biological process: SMAD protein signal transduction. Bases 1 to 1164 code for a protein of 387 amino acids. Gene Ontology annotation, cellular component: extracellular region. The record is from RefSeq and is a predicted model, not a curated record. Gene Ontology annotation, molecular function: cytokine activity; growth factor activity.